Nomascus leucogenys (northern white-cheeked gibbon) is the source of this 653-nucleotide messenger RNA. It is a transcript of the gene SCGB2A2, whose product is annotated as secretoglobin family 2A member 2. Gene Ontology annotation, biological process: androgen receptor signaling pathway. The coding region runs from base 60 to 422 and encodes 120 amino acids. The record is from RefSeq and is a predicted model, not a curated record. The transcript is spliced from 2 exons. Lineage: Eukaryota; Metazoa; Chordata; Mammalia; Primates; Hylobatidae.
ACAGCGGCUUCGUUGAUCCUUGCCACCCGCGACUGAACACCGACAGCAGCAGCCUCGCCAUGAAGCUGCUGAUGGUCCUCAUGCUGGCGGCCCUCCCCCUGCACUGCUAUGCAGGCUCUGGCUGCCCCUUAUUGGAGGACGUGAUUUCCAAGACAAUCGAUCCACAAGUGUCUAAGACUGAAUACAAAGAACUUCUUCAAGAGUUCAUAGACAACAAUGCCACUGCAAAUGCCAUAGAUGAAUUGAAGGAGUGUUUUCUUAACCAAACGGAUGAAACUCUGCGCAAUGUUGAGGUGUUUAUGGUAAUUUCAUUUUCUUCCUAUAAGCUUUUCAAAACCCCUGAUCAGGGACAAGUGGGCUCUUCAUUUCUCACUGACAACGUCAAAGCCACUGGUAAACAAGUCUUUUCUUACAUUGGUUAAUUUAGUUGAAUGGUUAGUCUAAUGACUUUGCCAUCAAGAAAAACAUCCAGUGCCCCUGUGUUGUCACUCUACCAGAGAAUCCUCAGUGGAUGAUAAAAGAAUAGGGCAAGAGAGGAAAAGGAAAGGCCAGGAGAAGGCUUACCUAUCCCCAGAGCUCUCUAGUUCAUGCUCACAAACACAGACACAAUCACACAAACACAGAAACACGCAUACACAAAUCCAGACACAUGC